AUGGCCAUUGGCUCAACUUACCCCAUGGCCAUUGGCUCAAUUUACCCCAUGGCCAUUGGCUCAAUUUACCCGAUGGCCAUUGGCCCAAUUUACCCCAAGGCUUCCAGAGAGGCCCACCCAUCUCUCCUACAAGGCUUCCAGAGAGGCCCACCCAUCUCUCCUACAGGCUUCCAGAGAGGCCCACCCAUCUCUCCUACAGGCUUCCAGAGAGGCCCACCCAUCUCUCCUACAGGGUUCCAGAGACACCCACCCAUCUCUCCUACAGGCUUCCAGAGACACCCACCCAUCUCUCCUACAGGGUUCCAGAGACACCCACCCAUCUCUCCUACAGGCUUCCAGAGAGGCCCACCCAUCUCUCCUACAGGGUUCCAGAGACACCCACCCAUCUCUCCUACAGGCUUCCAGAGAGGCCCACCCAUCUCUCCUACAGGGUUCCAGAGACACCCACCCAUCUCUCCUACAGGGUUCCAGAGACACCCACCCAUCUCUCCUACAGGGUUCCAGAGACACCCACCCAUCUCUCCUACAGGCUUCCAGAGACACCCACCCAUCUCUCCUACAGGCUUCCAGAGACAUCCACCAAUCUCUCCUACAGGCUUCCAGAGACACCCACCCAACUCUCCUACAGGCUUCCAGAGACACCCACCCAUCUCUCCUACAGGGUUCCAGAGACACCCACCCAUCUCUCCUACAGGCUUCCAGAGACACCCACCCAUCUCUCCUACAGGGUUCCAGAGACACCCACCCAUCUCUCCUACAGGGUUCCAGAGACACCCACCCAUCUCUCCUACAGGCUUCCAGAGACACCCACCCAUCUCUCCUACAGGGUUCCAGAGACACCCACCCAUCUCUCCUACAGGGUUCCAGAGACACCCACCCAUCUCUCCUACAGGCACGUCUCUCUGA
Molecule: messenger RNA, 906 nt
Organism: Oncorhynchus nerka (sockeye salmon)
Lineage: Eukaryota; Metazoa; Chordata; Actinopteri; Salmoniformes; Salmonidae
Product: basic salivary proline-rich protein 1-like
Exons: 2
Coding region: 1-906 (301 amino acids)
Source: RefSeq, a predicted model, not a curated record